CAAACUCCUUCUUCUCUACUCCACAACACAGCCAUAUCCACGCCUCACAAUGCAGUCCUUCACCGCUCUCAUCCUGCUCCUCCUCCCGUUGACGCUCGCCGUCCCCUCGCCGCAAGCCUCCUCGGCCCCGAUCGUGCCGCCCAACCCGUGCACGACCAAGUGCGUCACCACCUACAAGUGCCCAACCACCUGGCCCGACUCCUGCUACUGCUACAACAACGCGGUCGCGCUGUGCGCGAGGCAGUGCAAGCAGGAGCCCCUGCCGACCCCCAAGGACUGCACCGUCAAGCCCUCCGAUUGCAUGGUCAAGUGCGAGACCGUCUGGGAGUCGACAUACAACUGCACCGCCAUGCCGUUCCCCGAUAGCUGCUACUGCAAGAAUAAGGGCACCACCGUGUGUGCCGAGCAAUGCAAGGAGAAGGCACCCGUUUUGCCCCUGUGCGCCUAGAUUUAGUCGCGGUUUCGGAUGGGUUUUGUGGUGUGGUGGCGGUCGUCGUAGCCACUCCACCGGACAUCUGGGAGGGAUUGUGUGGUUGUUGGUCGGGUAUGGGCGUGGUGGGAGGUUUUGGGGGACAUUUGACUGCGGAAGUUGUGGGUAUGAGG
Molecule: messenger RNA, 603 nt
Organism: Tricharina praecox
Lineage: Eukaryota; Fungi; Ascomycota; Pezizomycetes; Pezizales; Pyronemataceae
Exons: 1
Coding region: 50-448 (132 amino acids)
Source: RefSeq, a predicted model, not a curated record